Molecule: messenger RNA, 613 nt
Organism: Dendrobium catenatum
Lineage: Eukaryota; Viridiplantae; Streptophyta; Magnoliopsida; Asparagales; Orchidaceae
Product: monothiol glutaredoxin-S9
Exons: 1
Coding region: 64-429 (121 amino acids)
Source: RefSeq, a predicted model, not a curated record
CCAUUCCAAACCCUUUACUUUCUACGACAGCUAUCCCCUCUCUGUUUUCCUUACUCUCCAGCCAUGCAACGAGCUUUUCCUUUUAACCAAACAAAAACCUGGGACCCAAUGCCGCCGGAGGAGAUAACAAAGGCAGUAAUGGAGAAUCCGGUUGUGGUCGUGGGGAGACGAGGAUGCUGCUUGGUACAUGUAGUGAGGCGGCUGUUGCAGGGACAAGGCGUGAAUCCGACAGUGUGCGAAGUCGGCGAUGAGGAUAAUGAGGUGGCGGUGGGUGACUGCAGCGGGGAAGGUAAAGAGAAGCAGAAGCAGAAGUUGCCGGCGGUGUUUAUUGGGGGCAGGCUGGUGGGAGGUCUGGACCAGCUUAUGGCGGUCCAUAUCUCGGGCGAGCUCGUCCCUAUCUUAAGAAACGCUGGGGCCUUAUGGCUUUGAUUGGUUAACUUUGAUUUUUUUUUUUUUUAUGUAAUUACUUUGGAUUUUAAUGUUGUAUUUAUGAGUUAUGUUUGUAAAGUGUUUUAUUUAUUUUUACUUUGUGUAUUUGUAGUAUUUUGAUGAUAUACUUUAUCAUAGCUAGAAUUGGAAAUACUCUUUUGGUAUGAAUUAGACUACGUUUAUA